Drosophila elegans is the source of this 2148-nucleotide messenger RNA. RefSeq lists its product as uncharacterized. The record is from RefSeq and is a predicted model, not a curated record. The coding region runs from base 962 to 2011 and encodes 349 amino acids. The transcript has a single exon. Lineage: Eukaryota; Metazoa; Arthropoda; Insecta; Diptera; Drosophilidae.
UCCGUUUCGCUUUCAUUAUUUUGUUCUUUCUCACCGUUUCCGUUCCAUUUGGUUGCCGUUUUUGUUUUGCGUCCCGCCUUUAACUUAACCCCCACUCAUGCGCAUUUAACCCGCGGUUCAGGUUUUCUUUUUUCCAUUCGACCAUGUUCCAUCCUUCGACUGUCUCUCAUCUCUGGGUCGUUUGACUUAUAUCGAACUGCAUUUCAACCUAAUGAUGGAACACCUUUCAACUCUUUUUGAGAAAAAGUUAACACAGGGUUAACCUGGAGUUUCAUUUGUUUUUAACCUUAUUAACUCUUACUGAUAGCAGAAGGUAAUUGUUAAGGAAAUAUACCUAACAAGAAAGUUGUGUUUACAUUGAUUGAUGGAAUAUAGGGUUAACAUGAAGUUUAACUUGAACUCUUUCACCUGUUUUUAACUUGCAAAUUGUUUAACUCCUACUGAUGGCACAAGCUUAACAAGAAACUUGUCUUUAUAUCGAUUGAUAGAAAAGAUAGUUGAUUUUAAAUAUAUUCUACAAAUUAUGAUUUUUUUAAUUACCUUAUAAAUUGAAAAAAAAAACUUAGCGUUGGAAAUUUAUUUAUUUAUUGAUCCCAGUGGUCGGCGCUAGCGAGCUGUCAAAUUUGUCGAAAAUAAGUCACACACACACAAAGGUAUUGUACAUCUCGGACGGAACUCGUACUGAAAAGUGACGAAAAAAAUUACAGAAAAAUUGUUGUUUGCUAUUUUGUACUACUCUUUCGGCAUUCGGCUCUUUCUUUGUUCCUCUACUUUUCAACUUGCCAAGUAAACUGCUCCAUUUCCAAUCGAUGAGUACAAGAAUAAUGUUAGAUAACACAUAAAAUCGAAUGAAGAAAAAUCGAGGAAAAUCAUAAGUUAUUCUGUGUAGAAACCUGGCAACAUUGAAUUGAUUUUCCAAGGAAAUCGAAAGAGAUAAAUUCCAAGUCUUAAAGAAGCCAACAUGAUCAAUGCCCAGCGUGAAGAUCCUUGUCACAAAAGGUCCCUGAACCUGCUGGACAAAACGCUGCCCAUUUCGGUGGCCACCGCACCACAGUUGCGCACUCGUCGGCAAUUUAGCUUCAAUGGCAUGCGUUACGAGAUGAGGGGGUUGCCGCAGCAAGUGCAGCUCACUAGGCUGAGAGCGGGUGGUGGAGGAGGAGGUGGUUCCCAGGAGAGACUUACUCCUGGUAAAUGCAACUCUGAGGCAGCUGGCGGGGAUCGAUCGGAGUGCCAAAAGAGAGCCUGGCCCAAGCGGCUGAAUCUUAGCAAAGCUGCCAAUCCAAACUCCAACUAUUCCCUUCAAACUGAAGUACAAGACAAGAAGAAAAAGGAGGAGGAUGUUUCAAAGCUACUUAAGAAUUCGCGUCGCCAGAAGCCUCAACCAGCGAAGGAGCUGGAUAAGGAGCUUAAGAAUUCGCGUCGCCAGAAGCCACAGCCAUCGAAGGAGUUGGAUAUGAAGCUUAAGAAUUCGCGUCGCCAGAAGCCACAGCCACAACCACCGAUGGCUAUGGAGCUGGAGCUGGAGGAGAGUAGCCAAUCAUCGCCCGGCCUAAACACUCAGCAAAGCUGGCUGCUGGCCCAAUCCCUGCUGAGGGCCUACGGCGAGGGAACACCCUCCAAGAUGGACUACAUCACCCUGGCCGGCUUGGUGCUCGGCUGUGUGGCCUCGCAGGCGCUCUUUCUGCUCUGCUGGUACUUCAGCUGGCUGAAGAUGCGGGCCGUGAAGCUGCGCCGACGCUUCCUCGGCCAUGCCAACCUGUGGGAGUUCUUCGACCUGGAGGACACCACGCGGUACUCGGUGCAGACCAAGCUGCUGCUGACUCCGCUGAUCCUCGUCGGCGGUCUGCUCUACGGUGUGCUCAGCAUGCUGCAUCUGGGGAUGCAGGUGGUGCGAUCGGAUGUGCCGCGCACAGUGGUUGUGUUUGUCCAGCGAGUGGCGAACAGUGGGCUGCUGGGCACCAUCACCAUGGGACUGCGGGGCGGACGAAGUGCUGUCCCCGUACGCCGAUGAUCCUUAUGCAGAGGGGAUAACAAUGGGAUUCAACAGAUCUAAAUCGUUUCCACAUCCACCAUCUUACUUAAAACCUACAACUUACUACCUGGUCAUUUGUCAUGUCUUGGUGGUCUAUUAAAAUAGAACAACAUUGA